AUGCUAAUGGUUAUCCCCAAGGCUCAACGAAUGAAUGAAGCUAUGAUCGGGGCGGGCACUGGAUGGAAAAGACAGAGAAGGGAACAACCCACCGGAAGGGCAUACCCCAAGGAGCACCAAUCUCCCCCGGCAAACAUCUAUCUGCAGGAAGCCGACCUAUGGAUAGAAAGAAAGAUGCAGGAAAGGAAAAUGAAAUAUGAAAGAAAAAGAUGCUUUGGGGGUGUGAGAUACGCGGACGGGGAGUACGCAGCCGAACAACCGCAGGGGCUUCCAGCAGUGAUAGCUGAACUAACCAGAUGGGCCGCCCAAAACUUGGAGUUGACAUUUCAAUCGGAAAUCAACGGGCGAACCAAGCGCUUGCGCGAAGGAAGAAGCGAAUCAAUCAGAAUGGAGACAGGGAGGAGAGGCGAAAGAGAGAUUUUCGAGCCUGCAAGCAGCAAGCAACAACGGCUGAAAAGCCGUUGCGCGCUAGCUUCUGCAUUGCACUGCCGCAUAAACAAUGGAUCCGCUGGGCUGGAUGAGCAACCUUCUCUGGAAAGAAAUAGUGAAAAGCUUAGAUAA
This is a messenger RNA of Ilex paraguariensis (yerba mate), 561 nucleotides long. The record is from the annotation of a GenBank genome assembly. NCBI's taxonomy places the organism in Eukaryota, Viridiplantae, Streptophyta, Magnoliopsida, Aquifoliales, Aquifoliaceae.